GGUGCACCACCGGGAAUGAUGCCACGAGGCCCACCAGGAAUGCCACCGGGCAUGAUGCCACGCGGUCCACCAGGAGGGCCACCAGGCAUGCCAGGUCGUGGUCCGCCUCGCGGUCCACCAGGUCCUCCCGGCAUGCGACCCCCAGGCAUGCCAGGAAUGCCGCCGGGACCCGGCGGUCCACCUGGUGCCGUGCCUCGCUUCGGGAAGCUCUCGGUGAAGCUGCUAAAGGGCCUCGAGCUCAUGAGUCUUGGGGCGCUUCAGACGGCCGACCCGUACGCCAAGCUCACGAUCGGAACCCAGAGCUUCCAGACCAAGGCACUUCAAGUCCACGAAAAAGGGGGAAAGAACCCGACGUGGAACGAGUCGUUCGAGUUUAGCAUCUCAACCGAGAAGGAGCUCAUCAUCGAGCUGUUCGAUAAGGAGCAGAACGGCAGCGACCGCGCCAUGGGCAAAACAACAGUCGACUUGAUUCCAUGGAUCGCCAAAGGCAGCUUCGAAGGCGAUAUUGACGUCAAGGACAACGACCAAGACGCGGGCAAGGUGUCUCUUGUCGUACAAUUCACAAAGCCGGUGGUCGGUCCACCAGGAGCGAUGCGCACACCGCCGCAGAUGGGCGCGAUGACGCCGCCCGUAGCUGGCGCGCCGCCAGCCGCCCCCACAGAGCCUCCGCGUGACCCGAACGGCAAGUUUAGUGACAGCGAAAUCCUCGAGGCGUUUCGCGCCUUUGACUUGGACCACAACAACUAUGUGGGCGCGGCCGAGAUUCGGCACGUGCUCAUCAACAUUGGCGAGUCGCCCACGGACGAGGAGGUCGAUGAGAUGAUUCGCAUGGUCGACCUCGACGGCGAUGGCCAAGUGUCGUUUGACGAAUUCUACAAGAUGGUCACGGGCGGGAAGGAGCCGCCGUCCGGUCUCUUUGUGGCGGCCGGCGACGGCGAAGUCGCUGCAAUUGCAACGGGUGCGGGCGCUGCGUCGUCGAUCCAGCUACGCAAUGAGCGCAAGAACAUUCUCGAGGAGUUUGCGCAAGACAACAACAUCAAGCCCGAGUCGGUCAAGAAGGCGUACAAGCGCUUCCAAGCCACCGAUAAGGACGGGUCCGGGCAGAUCGACUACACGGAAUUCUGCGAAAUCAUGCUCGUGGACCCGUCGCCGCAGUGUGAAAAGCUCUUCCAGCUCUUUGACAACGACAAGGUUGGGCGCAUCGACGUGCGCGAGUUUAUGAUCAGUCUCUCCAACUUUACGGGCGCUGAGAAGGAAGAGAAACUCAAGUUUGCCUUUAUGAUCUUUGAUGAAGAUGGCAACGGCGUCUUGACCAAGCAAGAGCUCAUGCGCAUCUUGAAGGCGAAUCACAUGGCCUCCAACGAGUCCGAGGUCGCACGAAAAGCAGACACAAUCAUGUCCCAAGGCGACAAGGACGGCGACGGCGUCAUUUCGUUUGACGAAUUUGCUCUCGUGAGCAAGAAGUUUCCCAACAUUCUCUUUCCCGCUUACACUCUCACGCAACAAGCUGUAUAAAGCUCUCACAGCAACACAACAACAUCUAUCUAGCCACGUCCUCGUAAACAGCAAUAUGAACAAUAACGUCA
Messenger RNA from Saprolegnia diclina VS20, 1586 nucleotides. RefSeq lists its product as hypothetical. Gene Ontology annotation, molecular function: calcium-dependent protein serine/threonine phosphatase regulator activity; calcium ion binding. The coding region runs from base 16 to 1515 and encodes 499 amino acids. The transcript has 13 exons. Lineage: Eukaryota; Oomycota; Saprolegniomycetes; Saprolegniales; Saprolegniaceae. The record is from RefSeq and is a predicted model, not a curated record.